Molecule: messenger RNA, 388 nt
Organism: Perkinsus marinus ATCC 50983
Lineage: Eukaryota; Perkinsozoa; Perkinsida; Perkinsidae
Exons: 1
Source: RefSeq, a predicted model, not a curated record
AUGACCAGUUUCACGAGCAACAAUCUGGCGUACAGCAACUCCGGGCGCGUUUCUCUCGGCAUAACGUGUAUUAUGCCUGGUUGCGAGAGGCGCAUCCGUAGCGGUUCGUACUUCUGCAUCAACCACGGUGGAGGUCUGAGAUGUCUGCUUCCUGGGUGCACGAGCUCCGCUCGCGACGGCUCCAUUCAUUGCAUCAAGCAUGGAGGUGGUCGUCGUUGUGUCGCUGCCAACUGCAGCAAGGGUGCAGUUGGUAAGACAGAUUUCUGCAAGAGCCACGGAGGCGGGCGUCGCUGUUUACACCCCAAUUGUGCGGCUCCAGCUAGAUCCGGAGGAGAGGUACAAAUGUGUCAGAGGCACGGAGGUGGGAAGAGAUGCAAGGAGAUGGGAU